AUGUUCCGCACUGUUCCCCGCAUGGCUGGAUUCGUGUUCCGCGAGAACCGUGUCCCUUACUACCAGCGUCUCUUCCAGCAGCACGAUGGCAAGCGUCAGUGGUGGAAGACUGAUCGUAGCAAGUACAUCAUGUACCCCUACCUCCUCUCCGUUUACGGUCUGGGCAUUGCCACCACCUAUGCCAUGUGCCGUAUGGUCCUUGGCCACAAGACCUGGUUCGGCAAGAACUAG
Molecule: messenger RNA, 231 nt
Organism: Aspergillus fischeri NRRL 181
Lineage: Eukaryota; Fungi; Ascomycota; Eurotiomycetes; Eurotiales; Aspergillaceae
Product: cytochrome c oxidase subunit 7
Exons: 5
Coding region: 1-231 (76 amino acids)
Source: RefSeq, a predicted model, not a curated record